Molecule: messenger RNA, 3629 nt
Organism: Eriocheir sinensis (Chinese mitten crab)
Lineage: Eukaryota; Metazoa; Arthropoda; Malacostraca; Decapoda; Varunidae
Exons: 7
Coding region: 186-884 (232 amino acids)
Biological process (GO): phospholipid biosynthetic process
Cellular component (GO): membrane
Molecular function (GO): phosphotransferase activity, for other substituted phosphate groups
Source: RefSeq, a predicted model, not a curated record
CCACAGAUUCACCUCAACAACCAUCACACAGACCUUCUAACAGGACACGUAACAAAUAUAACGAGCCGUUGUGAACCCUAAAUCCGUCCCUUUAAAUCACCUGUCCAGCCAAACGUAAACAAUAACAAACACCCUCCGCAUACCUGAGUGACGGGCAGGCAAGGAGGUGAGCCCGUGCAGCCAGGAUGGGCGGCCCUUCCAACUCCUCCCUGAGAAAGGCCCCGACAACCCCUCGCCACCCUGACAACACAGCGCCUAGGCCAGACUAUUGGGUCCUCCUCUAUGUACCUAACUUGAUCGGUUACAUCCGGCUCUCCCUGCUCUUGCUAGCCUUCUGUUUGCUCCAUUCCUCCUCUCCCGCUUGGUUUGUGAGCUUCUACACUGGAUCUAUUGUCCUCGACGGGUUUGACGGGUUUGCCGCACGUAAACUCCACCAGUGUUCUCUCUUUGGAGCGUGGUUUGAUGUGGUGCUUGACAAUCUGAGUCGCGGUCUUCUGUGGACGCACAUCCAUCCGCUGCUGUAUCUUGUCUCUGCCCUCGAGUGGACGACAUUCUGCUGCAACUAUAUCCUGGGAGCAGAGUGGCAGCAGACCUUCACGCAGGGCAAAAAGAAGGGCUUCAGCUACUUCAUUUCCCUCCUCAUGGCACAGAACUGGCGUAACCCCCUGGGAGUGUUGGUGAUCCUGGGGCUGCACGUGUUUCCCUUGUGGCUGUUUGGCAUCCAGCACGGGAUCUUUGCGUCACACCUCACCUUCGUGCCAUCGAGUGUACAGGUUGCCGGCCUGGUUGUGCUGGGGUGUGGGCGGGUGCUGUGUGGCAUCGUGGAGGUGUGGUGUGUCGCCUCUCACACCAGGCGGCUCUUGGUCAACUCCUCCCCAAGAUGAACGGACGUCUCAGGGGUGCAGAAUCUUCCCACACACAGCAUGAGGCCUUCUACUCAUGCAGGAAUCACGUAGCAGUAGGAAUUAUAUGUAGAAAAUAGCUCAGAAUAAUAACCUCCUAUGUACUCAUGCAGGAAUCACGGGGCAGUAGUAAGUAUAUAUGUAGGAGACUGGUCGCAGUAGUAAUCUUCCCACAUGCAGCUUGAGGCCUUGAACUCAUGCAGGAAUCACGUAGCAGUAGAAAUUAUAUGUAGACAUAGCUCAGAAUAAUAAUCUCCUAUGUACUCAUGUAGGAAUCAUGGAGCAGUAGUAAUUAUGUAGGUAGGAAGCAGGUCGCAGUAGUAAUCUUCCCACACGCAGCUUGAGGCCUUGAACUCACGCAGGAAUCACGUAGCAGUAGGAAUUAUUUAUGUAGGAAGCAGGUCACAAUGGUAAUGAUAAUAUAUGGAGGAAAUAAGAGCUGUAGAAUAGGAGAUUUUGGCCAUUCUCAUCUCAGGUAUUAUUUAAUUUUUUUUUCGAGGUGCUCCCCAUUGGUGACACAGGCGAAUUUUAUUUAUAGUGGCUGUCGGUACUAAAUGAAGCACUCAGAAUUCAAAUGGAUGCUGGUACGAUAAUGUUUUUUAUGCUCUAAGUAAGUAAGCGAUCAGCAUCUUCACUCUUUCAUCCCUUUCAUUGGUAAACUCUGGAACAUCCCCAUGCUGUCAGAAUCCCUUAUGCGGGAGUUAAUCAGCAUCUUCACUCUUUCAUCCCUUUCAUUGGUAAACUCUGGAACAUCCCCAUGCUGUCCAAAUCUCUUGUGUGGGAGUUAACCAGCAUCUUCGCUCUUUCAUUGGUAAACUCUGGAACAUCCCUAUGCUGUCAGAAUCCCUUAUGCAGGAGUUAAUCAGUAUCUUCACUCUUUUAUCCCUUCUGCUGGUAAACUCUGAAACAUCCCUGUGUUGUCCAAAUCCUUCAUGCAAGAGUUAACCAGCAUCUUCACUCCUUCAUCCCUCUUUUGGUAACAAUAUGGCACUGCUGAUGAAAUUGGCCAGACUUUCUUGUUCUAUGGCUCUGAAGGAUACAGGGAAUUACAUACAUGCAGCAAUCAGGUAGUAGUAGUAGUAAUAAUAGUAGUAGUGGUAGUCGUAAAAAUUGUACAUGACUAUAUUCUUCCAUGUCAGCCUGAGUUCAGGUCUUGUUGUAGUCUGCUGGUAACGGCCUCACGGAAAAUGCUGAAUAUUUAUUAUGCCUCCGAUGAUUUUUUUCUAUAUGCCUUUACAAUAGUUGUAUAUUAUAUUGACAAAAGUGAGGUGGAGACUGUGAGGUUCGGAUGUGAAUAUAUGUUUUAUUGACUAUAUUUAUUCUUUGGUAGGAAAAAAUUAUAGAGUUGUGUAUUUAAGAGCUAUAACAACACAAAAUACAUUUAUAUAUGAAUUUAUUUCUUUUAACUUGCCGUAUUGCUGUUAAAUAAUAAUAAUAACAGUGAUACAGAAAUUUAUACAUGAAUCUCGCUUAAUGCAUUUCUAUUUCUGUAACGACUUUUAGCAUAUUUAUAUCCAGAGGCAUGUGAGACACUCUUUUAUAAGGGACUCAGUGUGGCGUGCAUGGCCGACAGUGUUGUUGUGUAGCUGCUGUGUGUUGUGAAGGAGUGUGUUGUGUAUGGCACCAGUGUUGUGAGGGAGGGAGGCAGUCCGUCACUCUGAUCAGUGUUGGCCCUAGGCAGAUUCGGCAUCAAUCUACCUCAUGUUAGCUUUGUGAGUUUUAAACUUCACAAGGACAUAAGGAGACUUCAAACUCCAACUUCCACUCAUUAGCUCUGAGUCAGUAGGUCCUGGGGCACAUUUUUACUCUUGGAGCUUUAGGUAGAAUAUCACAACUGCCAACAGAUGGACAGUUUAUCCCAGUAGUACAAGCCACACACUAUACUAUAUUAGAACUCUUACCACGUUAUUUUAGCAUGCUGUGAGCUUACUGUAAGGUAGUGGUUCUCAGCCUGGUUUAGCCCACAGAGUCCACAGAGGCAUAGACUACCAGCUGAGAACCACUGCUGUAGGAUCUGUACACUUGCCUUGCUGCAGUUCAAGGCACAAAUCCAAGGCAGCUAAUAAGGUGCCCUGGCAGUGUUGUGCUGUACCAAACGUCCAUAUAUAAAGCAUAAGAAAAGCAUCAUCUUCCAUCCACAUUUUAUUACACCUUAUCACCUAAUAGCUGCAUAACAUUACUCAAAUAAAACCAUUGGAUCCCCACGUCAUCAGUUUAUUCGCUAAACUUAAGACUUACUGAGGAAACUGAUGGAUAGGUCGAGGGAUUAUAUUGUGACACUUAAAGUAACAAAAUAUAUAAACUUUACAGUCUAUUUACACCUUUGGCUUUGGCUACACGUAUUUACAGUAUUCAUUGAGCUGCCUAGCGUAUCUGGGUGUGACCUUUAAGGGGGGAGUAUUAAGACAUUCCUGGAACCAAACUGAAUAGAUGGCGCCACUAUAAACACUUGUCUGUGCCAUGGGCUUGGGCCAACCGCCAGGCUCCUAUAGAAAGCCUACCAGCACUAUUGGCCAGGGCGUAAAAAAAAAUAUAUAUAAAUUAGUAUAAAAAUAAAACUGGCUUGCCGGCAAAUAUUCACUGCUUGUGUUUGAGAGCGAGAGAGGCGAUGGGGAACUUAGCUAUCUGAGAGCCAUUGAAAACAGAACCCAAACAUCCAAUACUGGGGUCCUAAGAGCGACUAUAAGUUUGAAUUUCCACACACUGCAAACUUUCACAUUUUCCUAG